This is a messenger RNA of Cynocephalus volans (Philippine flying lemur), 1833 nucleotides long. Its product is annotated as atherin-like. Bases 1 to 906 code for a protein of 301 amino acids. The record is from RefSeq and is a predicted model, not a curated record. NCBI's taxonomy places the organism in Eukaryota, Metazoa, Chordata, Mammalia, Dermoptera, Cynocephalidae. The transcript has 3 exons.
AUGCCAAGCCCCGCCAGCGAGAAGCAGGAGAAGCUGCGAUACUGCUGCAUUGUGCUGCAUCACGACGAGGGCACCGCGGCUCACGCCCAGCCCUGGGAGCGCGGGGACGGCAGCGAGGGCGGGGGGCGGGCGCGGGGGGGGGGGGGUGCCGAGCCGGAGGAUGGGACGCACGGGGGGAGGGACGCGGGGCCGCCGCCGCCUCCGGCUCAGCUGCAGCGCGGCGCAGCCGGGACCACGCCUGGCCGCAUCCCCGGCACCGUUACGCGCAGAGCCGGGCCCUGUCAACGCCGCCCCCGCUCCCAACCCGCCAGGGCCAGGGAGAGGGCACCUGAAAAUACACUCUCCGCUGCCCACUCCGCACCCACCCCCGCGCCCCGGGCGCGCUGCGCCCUGCCGGAGGGAGGAGGCGGCCGGGGCAGGGAGGAGGAAUCGGCGCCGCUGCGCCGGAGAUGGGGCCGGGCGGCAGCCUCACUGUGGAGCCCGCCGCCCCCCGCUCCGCACCACCCGACCCAGGCUCCCCGCGCCCCCCCCCCCCCCGCCUGUGCUCUGCACCCUCCCCGCCCCCACGCCCGGGCGCAGGACAGCGACGGGCAGACGCGUCCUUCGGCCCUAGGCCCGCGCCCUCCGCCCGCCCGCUGCCGCCGCGGAGCCCGCUCAGGAGGCAGCCCCACCGCCCACGCAGCUCCUGCUAGACUCGAGAGCCGAACCUCGGGCGCGUCCGCGCUCUCCCAAGCCGAGGCUCUUCCCGGACCCAGCCGCGACUCGUCUCCCGCGAUGGGGACAGACCGGGGCUGGCCCGGGUGCGGAGUGCACCGCUACCGCCGCUGCUCGAGCCGAGAGACAAUGGGGGCUUUGUCCGCACGGCCGGCAAGGGCCAAUUUCACGUUUAAUUUGAGGCUAAUUUGAUUAUCGCCAUGGAAAGGGGCAGCCUAAUUUUCUGCGUGACUGGGCAGCCUCUUUCCCCCCGCGAUGUUUGCGUUUGGAACGCGGUGGAGAGAGUGUUUAGGGAGGUUUGGGAACGUCAUGUGCAUGGUUGGUUUUAGAUUUGGGUGGUGAUGCCUUGUAGGUUCCGCCCAGCGGGGAGAGGAUGACGGUGACCUCUGAGGAAACCUUGGGCGUUGUGGGGAGGGGAUUGUUCCUCGGCUAGGUUAAUGUUUUCCUCCUCUGUGGAUGCUUUUUCACCCUUUCCCCUGGGCUCGCUGGGAACAGACCCUACAAGUGGUUCAUCAACUCCUGUUUCUCUCGCCCAGCACUGGCUCAACUUCAUCCUGAGACCGGUGCUCUUACCUAGUCACUCUUCGGGGAUGGGCCAUCCCGGCUUGGGUGGAGGCCGUCGCCGGAGUGGCUUGAGGACUGGAGUUCUCCCCUACCCCAGUUCCCUGAGACUGACACCGGACGUUUCCUCGAGUUUUUUGUCAAGUGCCAGCGCCUCUUGCCAACCAGUUUGCCCACCCUGUCAGCCCCCUCGGCUGUGUAGAGAAAUUGUGGGACCGCCACUGUCUGGAAGAAGAGAUGAUGGAAUCACCAUGAGCACGAACAGAAAUGCUGUUUAGAAAACAGUCUGGAGAAGUGGACUUUUUCCCUGCUCUGUAAGGUGCCCAGCGCUACUCUGGGCAUUCAGAGGGAAGAGGUCCCUUCCUGGAUGAAAAAGCCCCACAGUUUUUUCUCCUAAAAACCUGAACACCUGGAUAAAAACAGACAUACAAAAUAGUUAAAUAGUUUGGAUCAUGCUUAUAGCUCAAAUUAAUAGAACCCAGCCUGAUGGGUUUAUAUUUUUAUAGGGUUUUUUUAAAUGAAAUUUUAAAAAUAAAACUAAAUGAUAUUGUUACACUA